This is a messenger RNA of Fusarium proliferatum ET1, 1470 nucleotides long. RefSeq lists its product as uncharacterized. Bases 1 to 1470 code for a protein of 489 amino acids. Lineage: Eukaryota; Fungi; Ascomycota; Sordariomycetes; Hypocreales; Nectriaceae. The transcript has 4 exons. The record is from RefSeq and is a predicted model, not a curated record.
AUGAGCAAGGAGAAGAUUGGUGACAUUCCAAAAAUAACCCCUCUCCAAAUCGCAUUAGGCUAUCCGCGGUCCGAUCCUUCCAGCCGAUUCUUCGUGCAGACUUAUAAGAAAUUUAUUGAUGGGUAUAAGACCCGCGAUGGAGUGCCUGGGGUUUCUCUGAUUAAGUGGAGCGAUGCAAGACAGAGAAUUGAACUCGAGAAUAUGGCGAAGAGAUUUGUAGUCAUAGAAGGCCGAGGACAGCAAUUCUGGCCAGCAAGUCAGGGCUCUUCUUCUGGGGACUCACUGAUCUGGGGACAGGAUUCAGAAAGAAUCGUCAAGCUACUUACUCAACUUUUCUUUCGCCACAACCAGCAAGAACACCAAAGGAGUCUUAGCUCACCAUCCAAAAAGAAACAAGCUGUACGCCACGAGAGGCAGAGGUCCCAAACACUUGGACAAAGUAACGCCGCGUCAGCUUCAGUUCCAAGCGAUGAAAUGGACACGGACCCAGGGAACGAAGUCGAUUCGGAUGAUGAUGCCAGCCUUCCAGAUAUAGACCACAUUCGUUUACGCCCUAUGGGACCAGAUAUUCAUACCUCAUCGGCAGGCAAUAAGAGCAACACUACACCGCCACCUCAAGCGUCCACAAUUGCCACAAAUACUCCGAGCAACACUGCAAUCUCUCCUGAACCAACUGCCCAUGUUGCUCAGAUGACUGAACGCAUAGAGGCUACCAGCGUAGCGGAAACAAUCGCUCGGGCUAUUGACGGUUUUCCCGAGAAAUACACAUCAUCAGGCCGCAGCUGCCGGCCAGUCCAACGUCUUAAUUUUGUUGAAACACCAACCUUUGAUACGGAGGAUGAUUCUCAAUCCUUGUCACCACCUCCAAGUCGACAGAGCGAUCCGGGAUCUCGGGUUAGUCCAGAGCUUGGAACAGAGACUGCUGGGGCUUCUCAUGUCGGGACCUCGCAAAAUCCUCGAGCUACUUCAGAGCCAAUGUCCUUUGACAGGACUCAUCUGGUUACCGAAGACAUAACCCCUGUACAAGAGGCAGAUCAGGCGACCAGUGCUAUGCCUCCACCUCCUCUCCCUCAGACCACAUAUCGAACACCAGAGAUCACCACUAGGAGACCAAGAUAUAGCAUUAAAUACAGUAUCGAAAAGUCACCUGGAAACCUCAAGCUAUGGGAACAUCACGGUAAUUUCGACAGCAUGCCAAUGUCGGAGUUUCAAUUUAUCCAUGGCUUCGAUGAUAUUGACGCUGUUCAAUUUGUUGUUCAGCGCGAAGGUAGGAGUUGGGACGAUAUAGUUCAUAAAAACGACGAUGUUGAGUUUCAAGAUAUGAAGGUUCGCUUCAAAGGCCUAAUCAGAAAUGACCUGGAUAGGCUUGGCCCCAACAGCAGCUAUGUUCCAUACGAUAUCUGGAUCACACCAAUUAGGAGUUCCGAAACCGAGGAGAAGUAUUUUCGAGAGCAGACGAUCGCCUUGUGA